Letharia columbiana is the source of this 1581-nucleotide messenger RNA. RefSeq lists its product as uncharacterized. The transcript is spliced from 3 exons. The coding region runs from base 1 to 1581 and encodes 526 amino acids. The record is from RefSeq and is a predicted model, not a curated record. NCBI's taxonomy places the organism in Eukaryota, Fungi, Ascomycota, Lecanoromycetes, Lecanorales, Parmeliaceae.
AUGUACGUGCACCUGAUCAGGGGAAAAUCCGUAGCCAGGGUUUGGCGCUUUGUUCCCUGCUUGGUCGUACUGCUCGUGACGGCUGUGGUCCUUGGCCUCGUUUGGGACCCAUUCAUAUCUGUUCUCCUCACCGUUGUGAUGCGAAAGCAUCAGCUAUAUGCGCAAUGGGAUGCUCAAACUCUCCAGGAGUGGAAAUGCCAAUGGAAACUACUAUUUGUGGCCCCCACCGGACUUGUGAUAGCGAUUGCUAUCUUCGUGUUUGUAGCACUUGAGAGAGACAAUACGGACACCGCGGCGACACAGAACGCCGUAGAUAACGGAUCUAACGACGAUACCGCGGCAGUACAGAACCCUGCGGACAGCGAGCCCAACGACGGUACUGCAAUGGUACAAUGCGCCGUAAACAACAGAUCGAAUGACGUUGAUUUGGAGAGAGAUGCAGGAGACAAUGGAGACGAUCAGGAAACCCUACCUGUUAUCAGGCGAGCGGCAUUAGGGAUUCCUGUUGUUCUGGAACCCGGUAAUCUCCUCCAACUCCCCGAAGCAGUUCUGCAGGAAUCCCCCUGGUCAACAGAAACCGCAUCAGACCUGCUAGCUGUGGCUGGCCAUGAUUGGACUCCUGAUAUUCGUUCAAGCCAACGUUGGGCUUCAACUGCUGUCUGGGACCCUGCUGAAGCUUUGAAUGCUCACUCGAGCCAUUCGCGAGCUGUUAUCCCUGCCGAGGUCCUUAAUCAGACUUGUAUUACUGGCCCAAGUCAUUCUCAGGGUUCAACUACUCUUUCAGGCCAUAAUCAAAUUCUGAUUGCUCGCCCGAUACAUGGACGAAGUUUGUUCCCUGUGAGGUACCCUCGGUGUCAGGAAGUUGGCGCAACCCUUAGUCGAGCUUCGAAAGCUCGCUCAAUCCAUGAUCGAUCUCCGAACACCUCCCCGAGCUCUGACCAGAAACCUAUGGCUCUGCCAGUGUUCGGUCGGGCUCCCUCUUUUAAGCCUAGCUCCAAUCCCGCUCCGAUUGCUUAUCAGAGCUAUAAUCAAGCUUCUGAUUCUUCAUCAACUCCUGAUCAAGCUUUAAAUCAACGCUCGAUCUAUAAUCGAUGUUCGAAUACUCCUCCAAGCUUUAAUCAGGAUUCCGUGGCUCUCCACAACCCUGAUCGGGAUUCCUUUGCUGAGCCCGACUCUAUUCACCAUCCAACCGCUUUUCAGAGCUAUGGUCAGGCUCUGAAUACUCCACCCAUAUCUUGUUAUGCCAAACUCACUCUCCCGCCCCGUAGUCGGUCUAUGGACGCUAUACAUAUCAACCCUCGUUGGGAGGUCGAGGGAUACUUUGAUUUGCCGGAAUUCGACGCAUACUUUGAUUUGCCGCCGGGCACUCCGUCUCCCGAACCAUCGAGACGACCCGACUGGACUCGCAGGUCCACGCUGCUGUCAAGAUCCGGCAGAUCGAUACCUCAAAUAUCUCCCCCUGCCUCGAGGUCUCCGGGGUCUCCGCCGAAUCCUUCUACAUCCAUGGCAACACCGUCUGAGCGGAAUGUUCCAUCUUUCGAGGAUCAGAGGGCUUCGCGCCGGGCUUACAAACAAAACUGA